UCCAGUCCAGUCAAUUCAGUCGAUCGCGGCGCUCGGGAGUGAGACAAAGGGGCCAGCGCUUAAAUUCGAAUUAAAUCGGUACUCCCGCCGCGAUGCUGAGGCUUCUGGGCUUCUGGUGUUGGUGGGCCUUCAGCUUAGCACAGGCAAGCAACACAACCACCGAACGGAGCACCCAGCUCUAUGUGCAGCCCCACCUGAGCAUCGGUAGCUGCCUGGAUUACUGCCACUUCAGAUACAUUCCGUUCCUGCCCUGCCUCGACGACAGCGAGAAGAUUGCGAGUAGUCCGGCGAAGGCCUGUGGCGGGGGCUACUGCGAUGCAGAGGUCUUUGAGCUCAGCUACAAGACCGGCGAUGGAGUGGAGGUGGAGUCGCGCUGCAAUCGCGUGGAGAGAACUAGACUUGGGCGAUUGGCCAACCUGCGGGAGCUGUGCCUGGACGAAAGGGGGUUCCCCGUAAGACGCAGAUGUGAGAUUCGCAAUGGGACCAGGGCGUGGCAGUCUCUCAGCAACAUCACCUGUCGACCUGGCCAGCAACUGAGCUCCAAUCUGAACCGACUGGCUGUGGAGGCGCCGCCAGAUAUGAUAAGCAGAUUGAGCGACCUGCUGAGGCAGCCCCACGAGCCACUGCGGCCAGUGGAUAUCUUCAGCAUUGCGCAAAUCUUCGAGUCUCUCCUGGAGAAGCCCAACAAGGAUCCUGCCGUAGUGUCCGAUCUGCUCGGAAUCUGCCGGCAUGUCAUGGCCAGCGAGAGGGAAACUCUGCGUCUCUCGGCAGAGCUGAAUGCCACCAACACACUGCUGAGCAACUUUGAGGACUACCUGGAUGCCCUGCCACCCCAGUUGGUGCCCCCAGAGAGCUGCGACGUUGAAGCCAAGGGGCCUGGUCAGGUGUCGGGCGUGAAUGGCGUGCAGCAUCAGACUUUGGGCCACAUGGGAGUCCACGCUCUCAUCAGCAACGAGCUGAGUGUGUUCUUUGUGAAUCCGGACUGUGCCAAUGUGACUGGAAUCGCCAUAUCAACCUCCGACUCCGAUCCGUCAGACUUUGGCUUUAGUCCCCUGAGCUCAUCCGAGAGCUUGGAGAAUAUCAGAGCCAGGAAGGGGCUGCAGACAGCCGCCUUUCUGCCAGAGCCACUGUGGGGGCAGCUGAAGAAGAGGAGAGCCAGGUACUUGGUCUUCAAGGUCUACACGCGCGAUUCCCUGUUUGUGGAGACGAAGAGCCGCGUGCGGAUGCCGAGCAGUGCCGUCAUAUCUAUAUCUAUUCCUGGAAUGAAAACCGCUGACAACUCGCUGCCGCUGAAGCUGCCAUUUUUCUUGCGCAGUGGGAGCACAAACUCCUCCGCAGUGGCAGGCGGAAGGUGUGGCUACUGGAACUACGAGACCUGGCUGAGCGAUGGCAUUACCAUCUGCAGUAGUGGCAGUGCGGAUGCCCCACUCGAUCCCGUCAUCCUCUGUCACGCCGAUCAUCUCACACAGUUCUCCUUUCUGCUGGGCCUCAGCAAGAGUCAGACUGGUGUGGACGAGUACGAGGACGAUCGAACGCUGGACAUAAUAACGAAUGUGGGGCUGAGUCUGUCGCUGGUGGGACUGCUGGCCAUCUUCCUGACUGCGGCGCUCUUUAGGCGGUUCCGGAGCUUGGCCUCCACCAAAGUGCUGCUCAAUCUCUGCUUGGCAUUGGCUCUGCAGACGCUGCUGUUCAUGGACAUCGGCCAGGGGCAGCUGCUGGGGAAGCUGCAGUUCGCGGAAUGCUGCCUGGUUGCGGGUGCCCUCAUGCAGUACUUCCUGCUGGUCGUAUUCAGUUGGAUGCUCAUCAUCGGCUUCCUGCAGUUCAAGCGCUACGUGAAGGUCAUUGGCGUUACCUAUCCGCGGCAUUAUAUUUUCAUGUCUGCCCUGGUCGCCUGGACCCUGCCGCUGAUACCCACUUUGUUGCUGAUUAAGCUGGACCCCGCCUCCUAUAGGCCCACCCAGCAGUCGCCCGACAUGCCCCACAGUACUGUCCUGUGCUAUCCCUCGGGCCGCGGCCUGUACCUGGGCGUGGUCCUUCCCAUUGCACUGGUCACUCUGGCCAACGCACUGAUGGUCGGCUACAUCACGUGCAGCGUCUACCGGGCGCUGAAUACUCGGGGCCAGCACACGCUGCAACAGCUGCGGCUCUUUGUGCUGCUCUUCUUCCUGCUCGGCCUCACGUGGAUAUUCGGAUUCUGCAGCUACUUCCAGUGGGGCAGAGUCUUCUCCUACCUGUUCUGCCUGACGGCCACGCUGCAGGGCUUUGUGCUGUUUGUCUAUUUUAUUAUCAUUAACAAGGACAACCGCAUAGCCUGGUUGGGCUUAAUCUGCAAUUGGAAAUUCAAGGAGGAGCUGGACAUUGUCGCACUGCGAACUCAAGAAAACUUGGCGUUCAGCCGCACAAACCAAAUUUCAUUUCAAAGCACAACAAGCAAUUCAAAUAAAGAAUAGUUUACAAUGCCAA
Messenger RNA from Drosophila obscura, 2463 nucleotides. RefSeq names its product adhesion G-protein coupled receptor G6. NCBI's taxonomy places the organism in Eukaryota, Metazoa, Arthropoda, Insecta, Diptera, Drosophilidae. The record is from RefSeq and is a predicted model, not a curated record. Gene Ontology annotation, molecular function: G protein-coupled receptor activity. Gene Ontology annotation, cellular component: membrane. Gene Ontology annotation, biological process: adenylate cyclase-activating G protein-coupled receptor signaling pathway; cell surface receptor signaling pathway.